AUGCCCGGGACGAAGGGAUCUGCGGGGUCUGCGGCGUGCCGCGGAGCCUUCCCACGCCCCGCGAGAGAUACGGACUCCGCGCAUUGGACUCCACACAUCUUCUCAGGGGGUUGGCUCUGCCUUGUUGUGGGUGCAAGGAGAGGGAAAGUCCAGGCUGCAGCUCCCUGGAAGGGACGCGAGGGGAAGGGUGGUCGCGAGAAGCGCUUACUGAGGUGUCUCUUCGUUGCCAGUUCUGCGGAAGUGAGAUGCUCCCUUUGUGUUGUGGGGAUUCAGGCGCUGGCUGAGAUGAACCGGUGGAGAGAAGUUCUGUCUUGGGUCCUACAGUAUUACCACGUCCCCGAGCAUCUGCCUCCGAAAGUUCUGGAGCUGUGUAUCCUGUUAUACAGCCAAGUGAGAGAGCCGCAGGUGAUGCUGGAGGUUGGCAGCAGCUGGCUGAGAGACCAAACCAAUAAGAGCCUCCCCGAGUACGGUUCAUUGCUGGAGCUCUAUCUGUUGCACGUGCUGCUUCCGCUUGGCCAGUUUGAGGGGGCAGAAGAGCUUGUACGCGGCUGUGAUGUUUUCGACAGUGAGCAGCAGCUAGCGUUUCUUGAGACCAUUUGUGAAAGCCGAUGUCGGUGGACUCAACGGGAAGAGAUGGACUCGGCUGAUGACGAGCAGCAAGAUGGGGCAACAGAAACUCUUCUGGGUGCUCUGUCCCAAAAGCUCUUGACCAUGUUGACACUACUACGUAGAGCACUGAGGUCCAUGUCAAGCCACUUCUGUUUACUUCCUUACAAAAAGAUGCUCUUGGCUACUUUCUUGCUUUACCUGGUGGUGGUGAGAUUAGACCCAGAUGUCAAGAAGUCUCUGUCUAGAAAUUGCCGCUCCCUGCCCCCAACAUCUGAAGUCGUGGAUUACUUGGGAGCCGUUUAG
Opisthocomus hoazin is the source of this 912-nucleotide messenger RNA. Lineage: Eukaryota; Metazoa; Chordata; Aves; Opisthocomiformes; Opisthocomidae. The record is from RefSeq and is a predicted model, not a curated record.